Penaeus indicus is the source of this 956-nucleotide messenger RNA. RefSeq lists its product as uncharacterized. NCBI's taxonomy places the organism in Eukaryota, Metazoa, Arthropoda, Malacostraca, Decapoda, Penaeidae. The transcript has 4 exons. The coding region runs from base 148 to 624 and encodes 158 amino acids. The record is from RefSeq and is a predicted model, not a curated record.
GUGAGCUCCUAUGUGUCUCUCCCUUUCUGCUCUGUUUCGAAGACCCAGUUUGUGACGUUCUGCCGUGGAUUUCGGAAUCUCCUGGAGUAUUGAGGAAAUCAGAUACCCGGAAUAAUAAAAAAAAUCGGCUGUGAAAAGAACAAGGGGAUGUCAGCCGCGUCAGACGUCGGUGGGCGUGGUCACAUUGCCUUCGACCAGAGUCAUGUCAACAUUAAACUACCAAACAGAUGCCGGCGAUGCCACGCCUACAACGAGGACCCGGAUGUGCCAAUGCUUCGCCAGAGCUACGUGAUCCUCCUCAACCAGAUGACCCGAACGCCUGAAGGUCUGUGCUUCCUCCUGUGCCUCUCCCUCCCGCAGCUCGCCGUCACCUCCGUAGCCCUUCUGCUCCUGCUAUUCACCAAUCAUUAUAAUAUCGCGUUGGUGCUCCUCCAUUGCCUGGUUAUUCUCAACCUCGCCAGGUUCUGCGUCGUUAAGUACUUCGGCAGGCGCUACGGGAGGGAGUACUCAGCCGAGGCGGAUCUCCUGCACCUGCAGACGGCCGCCCUCGGACACCCAAAUCGCGGCGGUCUGGCAACCAUACACCGACCGCAAGUAUACGAGAACGCUACCUUGCCUGAUUAAAUGUUGUUAAUUAAUGCAUACAUAUCCACUGAUGAUUUUGUUUUGUGCAUGAUGCGCCAGAAAUUGAUGUUAGAAGAAGUGUCUUGUUAUGAAUAGACAUUCAAGUCAUAAGCAGAUGUAUGUGUAUGCAACAGUAGAUUAUAUUUCAUGUACUUAUUGCCUGAGGUGUUAAGCUUUAAAAAUGAAUUUUGUAUUUAUUAUAUGGGUUAUUUUUUUUUCCAUAAUGAAUCAAUAUAUGAAUAAAUUUCCUCUAAACAGAUUUUAGUAUAUUUCUCUGUUCAAAAAUAGAGACAAAAAAGUGUAUAUCAUUGCAUACAUUAUAUCCCCAUGUA